AUGAUUACAACCCUAAUUACCCACAUCAUUAACCCCCUUACAUAUAUUGUGCCCGUUCUCCUAGCAGUUGCCUUUCUAACCCUUCUUGAACGUAAAGUCUUAGGCUACAUACAACUUCGCAAAGGGCCCAAUAUCGUUGGCCCUUAUGGCCUUCUUCAGCCCAUUGCUGAUGGUGUUAAACUAUUCAUUAAGGAACCCAUCCGACCAUCCACCUCUUCCCCCCUCCUCUUCUUAUUUACUCCAAUACUGGCCCUAACCCUUGCCCUAACCCUCUGAGCCCCUAUACCUAUCCCCUACCCUGUAGCUGACCUAAACCUAGGGAUUUUAUUUAUCCUAGCCCUGUCUAGCCUGGCCGUCUACUCCAUCCUUGGGUCCGGCUGAGCCUCAAACUCCAAAUAUGCAUUAAUUGGAGCAUUACGAGCCGUAGCCCAAACCAUCUCCUACGAAGUAAGCCUUGGCCUAAUCCUACUAACAGUAAUCCUUUUUGUUGGGGGAUUUACACUUCAAACAUUCAACAUUGCACAAGAAGGUAUAUGACUACUCGCACCAGCCUGACCCCUUGCAGCCAUAUGAUACAUCUCAACCCUUGCCGAAACAAACCGCGCCCCUUUUGAUCUAACAGAAGGAGAGUCCGAACUUGUCUCAGGCUUCAAUGUAGAAUAUGCCGGAGGCCCUUUUGCCCUCUUCUUCCUUGCCGAAUACGCCAACAUUCUCCUCAUGAAUACUCUUUCUACUAUCCUCUUUCUAGGAGCCACACACAUCCCAUCCUUUCCUUUAGCAACAACAACAAACUUAAUAAUUAAAGCAGCCCUCCUCUCCGUACUAUUCUUAUGAGUUCGAGCCUCCUACCCCCGAUUCCGAUACGAUCAACUCAUACACCUCGUUUGAAAAAACUUUCUCCCUCUCACACUAGCUUUCGUACUAUGACACCUUGCUAUCCCCACCGCCUUCAUAGGCCUUCCCCCUCAGCUAUAG
Esox lucius (northern pike) is the source of this 975-nucleotide messenger RNA. NCBI's taxonomy places the organism in Eukaryota, Metazoa, Chordata, Actinopteri, Esociformes, Esocidae. The record is from the annotation of a RefSeq genome assembly.